AACGAACGGACGGAGUGAAGGGGCCCCUCGGGGCCCGAGGCCAAGACAACUUGCCAAUGAGCGGGAAUCUAAGUUCAGUAGUCAGUUGGUACUGAGACCAGACAUGAGCUGUCGUAUAGGAGUGACCUUAUUGGCCCUAACGGGCCUCAUCUCUGCCGCCAUGGGGGCAGCGCUGUCGGGCGCUCCUCCUUGCCCAGAACAGCAUGGUGUCCAGGCGUACGCACACCCCGAGGAUUGCGGUGCGUUCUUCCUCUGCGUAAAUGGAACGCUGUCCCUGGAACAUUGCGAAAACGGACUUCUCUUCGACGGUCAUGGAGCCGUGCACAACCACUGCAACUACCACUGGGCCGUUCAUUGCGGAGAACGCAAGGCUGACCUGACUCCGAUCAGCUCCCCGGGAUGCGAACACCAGUUUGGCCUCUACCCAGACAGCGACUCCUGCAGCACCACCUACAUCAAGUGCACCCACGGCACUCCCCUGUCUUCGCAAUGCGACCCCGGCUUGGCCUACGACCCCAAGAGCCACGCCUGCGUUUGGCCUGACCAACUUCUGCCCUACUGCAACCCUGAAGCCAUCGUUGGCUUCAAAUGCCCACAGAAAAUUCCUGCCCGUACCGCUGCUGCUAAAUUCUGGCCCUUCCCGAGAUUCGCUGUACCCGGAGACUGUGGCCGACUUAUAACCUGCGUCGAGGGCCAUCCUCGUCUGAUUACUUGCGGCGAUGGAAAACUUUUCGACGCUGAGAGCCUUGCCUGCUUAGAUCCUGAAGAAGGUCCUAAAUGUGCCAACCACUUGAAGUAGACGAAAAUUCGCUACUGCAACAGUGCCGGAAUAACAUUUUUACGAACAUCUUUAGUAUAACGGAGUUUCAUUUUAUGAACAAAUCUUAAAAUUCUGUGAAAUCUUGAUAUGAACAUAAUUCGCAAAAAAAAAACUUGUGCAAACAGCAUUAAUGUACCGCGAUUUGCGAGAAACAACCUUUGCCUUCCGUCAUCCUAUCUGACAUUUGAUCGCAUACCCAUAAAUGCGGUUAUUUGCCUGUUAUACACAGACAAGUGUGUAGAAAAAAACCAUACCAAUCUUAUUACACAGUUAACUAGAAAUAGAAACUUCGUAUGCACAAAGAUGUUUGUGAGAAAAAAGUUAGGGGAAGAUGUCGGCUGAAGAAUGCCGAAAAGAUCGCAACGUUUCCAAAAUUUGUUGGCUGUUAGAACAUUCAAUAAUACCUAUGUAACUUAAAAUCUAUCCCCGAGCUAGUAUCUCUCAUGUCUCUUAUGAUGUACCACUGUAAUAAAUGAGCUGUCCAAAGCUAAAAUGGCGCGUGAAAAAAUAUUGUAUCUGUUUAUCAAUAUGGGUACUGAGAUUGAAUUGCGCCAUUUUCGUUUUCAAACAGCUCGUGUGAAAAUUAACACAAACGACAAGAUAUAUAUAUAUACAUAAAUAAA
This is a messenger RNA of Neodiprion fabricii, 1443 nucleotides long. It is a transcript of the gene Cpap3-d, whose product is annotated as protein obstructor-E. The coding region runs from base 104 to 799 and encodes 231 amino acids. The transcript is spliced from 5 exons. Gene Ontology annotation, cellular component: extracellular region. NCBI's taxonomy places the organism in Eukaryota, Metazoa, Arthropoda, Insecta, Hymenoptera, Diprionidae. Gene Ontology annotation, molecular function: chitin binding. The record is from RefSeq and is a predicted model, not a curated record.